AUGCUUUUCAAGACUCUUAUCGCUGUUCUUCCCCUGCUGGCAGGGAUCCAAGUGAACGCCUCGCCAAUCCUUAUCGGUCGUAAAGGUGGAAAUGACACUUCGGUCAGUAUGGGAGAAGGGGGAAAUAGUACGUCGAACUCGUCGAGUAACAACACUAGUAGCGAAGGCGGUAGUAGCGAGAAUAGCGGUGGUGGUGGUGGUGGUGAAAGUGGUAGCAACGAUAGUAAAGGUAGUGAAAGCAAUAGUAGCUCGGAGAGUAGUAACAGCGAAAGUGGAUCUGGAAGUGGCUUUUCGAAAAAUGACGAAACUGUCAUCUUGUUCGCUCUCGCUGCUGAAACCCUCGAGUCGAACUUUUACGAAGUUGGUUUGAAGACUUUCUCGUCGGAUCAUUUCGAACAAUUCGGAUAUAGGAAUGGUGAUGCUGUGAUUGAACAACUUACUGUUAUUCAAGAACAAGAAUCCAUUCAUCUGAGUACUUUGACAAGUGUCGCACAAGAAGCUUCUAUCGAUAUUUCCGCCCUCGGUCAAUGUUCUUUCGAUUUUUCUUCCGCAAUGGUCUCUGUUCAAACGUUUAUCGAGACGGCUAGGAUCUUCGAACUUGUAGGAGUUGGAGCAUAUGAAGGUGGAGCUCUUUUAGUCGAAAAUCAAGAAUUGUUAAUUUCCGCUUUGAGUAUUCAUGCUGUGGAAGGUGUUCAUAGUUCUAUGGUCAAUCUCCUCGGAGCAAGUUCCCCAUCUUCUUCACCAUUCGCGGUACCUCUUGAACCUCAACAAGUAUUAGGCAUGCUAAGUCCUUUCGUCAAAGGUUGUGAUCUUGGUGGAUUGUUAGGAAUUACUCCUUCGACAGCACUUACGAUCACCAACACUGAAACUAUUACCGUCAAUACUCAAUUAUCUUUCGAUAUGUCUAUUUUCCAAGGUCAAGAUACUUCUAAAUACUUCUGUAACAUCAUCUCUGGAAGUAACACCAAAGGAAUCGUCAUGCCAAUGUCAAAAUGUAUCAUCCCUGAGAAAAUCGAUGGUGUAGUCUUCGCUUCCAUUGUUUCCAGUGAUGUAGAAUUAGAUGUCAACAUUGUGAUCCAAGAUGAAACUGUCAUCGUAGCUGGACCCGUACCUUUCGUAGUUUACGAAAGCGUCACCAUCAUUUCCGAAGAGAUCAUUUCCAGUUCUUCAAUCUUUGGUUUUUCCGCAUCCGGAUCUGAAUCUUCAAACUCCAACUCGAAUUCCAAUUCCAACUCUGAUAUCUCAUCCAUCUCGAAUUCCGGUUCGUUAAACUCCGGUUCUUUAUCUUCUUCAAUUUCUAACAUCCUUUCAAACCCAUUGGUCUCUGCUACUUCUCUAAUCGAUGGGUCGGAUGUCAACGUCCCUCCUGAGAUCGCACAAUUGAGACAGGAAUUAGGUGUCGUUCAUCCUGUUUCGAAUGGAGGAGCGGGUGCUAUUUCCCUCGGAUGGUUGGGAAAAUGA
Molecule: messenger RNA, 1461 nt
Organism: Tremella mesenterica DSM 1558
Lineage: Eukaryota; Fungi; Basidiomycota; Tremellomycetes; Tremellales; Tremellaceae
Exons: 9
Coding region: 1-1461 (486 amino acids)
Source: RefSeq, a predicted model, not a curated record